CAAGGUUGGUUGUAAGGAUACUAAAUGGUUCUGUCUAUUCCAACUAUUAGAAGAAACAUUCAUAAAAUUCCAGGCCACCUGGUGGCAAAUACAAUUUAGAUUUUAGCUUUACUCUGCUUGAUAACAAGCUAAAUAUGGUUUUAAAUUCAAAAGUAUUAUCUACUGGAGAUGUUAUUAUUUGUGGCUAUUUGAUGAAAAGCAGACGUAUUGAAAUGUUACGUAAACUCUUGUGGAAUCUUGAUUGCAUGAAACAUUCUACAGAAUCUAAUGUUAUAGAUUGGAAAAGAAGAUAUUUCAUACUGUACAAAGUUCAUAAUCAAAAUAAAACAGAAAUAUUUUUUGAUUAUUACAAAGAUGAAACUGUUACAAAAUUUAAAGGUCGUGUUGAUUUAGAACAUUGUGAAUGUAUUGUUGAAAAUGUCAAUAUUGGUCGACCAUGUGCAUUUUCAAUUUCAACAUUAUUUAAUGGAAAUAAACGAGUUUAUUAUUUUUUAGCAGCAAAUCAUAAAAUCAUGUCUGAUUGGGUACAACAUUUAGCAUGUGUAGCAGAAUUAGUUGAUGUUUCUACUACUACUACUACUAAUACUACUACUAAUACUACUAAUACUACAGAUGUUAAUUCUAAUCAACGAACUGUUGUUGAAAAUAAUAACAAUAGUCGAAUUCCUUCAAGUGGUGCUUGUAAUGCACCACCUUUAUUUCAGCGGCCAACACCACCCUGUAAAAUUUCUUCCGAUAAUCACAGUCAUAAUAAUGGUGUACAUUCCAAAGAUUCAAAUAAUAGUAAAAAUAGACAAACCACAUCACCGAAUUAUCAUUGUUCAUUAGUAAACAAUCAACAAGCAAAUAAUUAUGAUGAUGAUAAUGAUAAUAAUCAUGCUGAUGGAGAUGAUUAUAAAGAGAUGAUUGGUGGAGUUGAUUAUUUAUUGUCUGGUUCUGAAUUACUGUUAGGUGAUUAUCAUCAUCUUCCAGAUACACGUCAUUCUUAUGUAAAUUUAACGAAUACUGUUGGCGCAGAGAAAGAAUUCACUAUAAAUUAUUCUUCAUUACCUAGAAUAAGCAAUAAUAGUAAUAAUAAUAAUAAUAAUAAUAAUAUGAAUGUGAAACAAACUGCCGGUGAUGUUGCAUUCAAAUCAUCAAAUGAUAAUUUGACUAAUCAGAGAAGUAAAUAUCAUCAUGUAAACAGUAAUACUGUUAGUACUUCGUCUAAAAACUCUUUAAAACGUCAAAAUUCUUCAAAUAGUGUCUAUUAUAAUGUAUGGGAUUCUGAAGAUGGAUCAAAAGUUAUUACUACUACCACAACUACUACUACAACAACUACUACUACUGCUAGCGAUUCAAUCAUGGACUCAGAAAUCUAUGCAUCAUCAAAACGAACUAAUCAUGUAAUUGCACAGAAUACAAGAAUUUAUCGUAAAAGUCAUUGUAUGCUAGGGAAUAAUAAUAUGAAUAAUAGUAAUAGUAAUAGUAGUAGUAUUAAAACACUUUCUAACUCUCCACUACUUCAUCAUCCAUCAUCAUUGUAUGAUCAAAAAUCCAAUCAUCAUCAAUGUUUAUUAUUAACAAAAAUGGGAAUAGGGACAACAUCAGCAGCAACAACAACAACAGCAGCCAAAAGUCAUAAACCUGCACCUCCACCACGUAUGUCAUCACCUUUAAAAUUAGCAUCAUCAUCUACGUUGCCUUCGUCAUUCACAAUGAAUUCAACUAAUGUUUUAUCAGGAUUAAAUUUGGAAUCACCAUUACCAAUUCGUGCCAAAGCUUCAACUAUGUCUGUAGAUAGUAGUUUAAAUAGUAAUAGCAGUAAUAGUAAUAGUAAUAGUAGUAGUAGUAGUAAUACUACUACUUGCAGUGAUAUGAAUAUCUCCAUUCCUAAUAAUACAUCUAAUCUGAAUAACAAUAAUAAUAAUAAUAAUGAUCCUGAUAAUAAUAAUAAUCACGAUGCUGACCAUCGUAAUCAUCAAUUUGUGAAUAAGUCGGCCGCGGCGAUCAAUGAAGAUGACAAGGAGAAUAGAAUGCACAACACAUUCGAUCAUCAUUGUCAUAUCAAUCCGAUUGAUAAAAAUCAUCCCAAUCUCAAUAAUCAUAAUCCUAUUGAUACCUCAACAAAAUGUACAAUUCCUGCACAUAAAAUCUCUCAUUUGAAUUAUAUUGAACCAUAUAAUUUGGAUUUACGCACUGUCCCUUGUUCACAUGAACAACAAUUAGGCAAUAACGAUGAUGUUGGUAGCAAUGCGUUGGCAUCUACUCGGCCAAUGACAAUGACUACAGUAACAUCAUCGUCAUCAUUGUUAUUGAAAACUGGAUCCAGUUUACCUGUUACAGUAACAACAACACCAAAGUCGGAUGUUUCAUUUAGUACAUCUACAACUGAUGUAACAUGUGUUUGUUCACCACAACAAACAUCAUUGAGUCAUCCUUAUUCUAUGCCGUCCACUGCUUCGAUGUCUACUACUACUACUACCACUACUACUAACAAUACUACUUAUAUCAAUCCUCUUCAAUCUUCGCAUCUGUUAGAUUCAUAUUCAAAAUCAGAUAAAACUUUAUUAUUAAUUCCUUGUCAUAAUGCUAACAUUGCUAAUACUACUACUAUUACUACUAUAAGUAGUAAAAAUAAUAAUAACAGCACAACUCAUCAUCAACCAAUUAUUGAUGAACAUACAGAAUAUCGAGAAAUUGACAUCAUCGGUACAAAUGCUUUAGCUAUUGUUAAAGAACGAUUUGGAUAAUUUGGGAAUAUAGGGCAUCUGUCGACUAGAAUUCCCUAAUCAACUCUAUCUAUCCUGGGCUUUCUUCCUUGCCAAUAAUGCUGGGCCCCUAUUUAUGUCUUCCGAGAUGGACAACGCGUAUACACAUGUACACACAGACAGACAGACAAUAAAUGACGUUACUAUGAUUAUCAUUGUUAUUACUACUGUUGACAGUAUUACUUUUGAAUGUAUGUAAAAAUGUUUAUAUUUUGUAUAUUUAAUUUCUAUAUUUCAGUUAUCAAUCAAUCAAUCAAACAGAGUUUACAUUAGCUGCAUAUGUAUGUGUAUUCGUCUGUUUGUUUUUCUAAUUUUGAAUGAGGAGAAUUCGCGAGCACACACAUACAUGCAUUAUUAUUUAUAUGUGGUGCUUGAACGUUUUUGUGCAUGAUUGAUUUUAACAUUUUUUUCUUUCUUGGUAUUUUUUCAUUGGCUGUUUACUACUGGUUGAUAAGAGUGGCUUGAUUGAUCAGGAAUUUUUAAAUGUUUUUGAUAUUAUUAUUAUUAUUAUUAUUAU
This is a messenger RNA of Schistosoma turkestanicum, 3267 nucleotides long. The record is from the annotation of a GenBank genome assembly. NCBI's taxonomy places the organism in Eukaryota, Metazoa, Platyhelminthes, Trematoda, Strigeidida, Schistosomatidae.